Molecule: messenger RNA, 16007 nt
Organism: Lymnaea stagnalis (great pond snail)
Lineage: Eukaryota; Metazoa; Mollusca; Gastropoda; Lymnaeidae
Source: the annotation of a GenBank genome assembly
GUUCUGUUGCCCUGUGUUUUUAAAAACAAUUCCGAAAUUUUAUUUUAUCUUAUAAUAUGGCUGCGCCCGUGAAUUUCCACGGAUACAACUUGAGAGCCAGAGUAAUUUUUAGGUUAUUUCAGUUCUCUAAGAAGGUAUUUUUGAUUUUCUUAUAUUUGCAUCAUAUGAAAUUUUGGUAAAUUGUGUACUUUAACAUUAAUUAUUUUUUUCUUUGAUGAGGCAUACCUCGAAAAUGUGUCAUAUUGAGGUUAUUUGUCCAAAAAAUAGGUAACUAGGACAGUAGGACUAGACUAGUCCUAGGUUAAUUUAAUGCCAUGGUCAUGGGGUUAAUCGUACUACUAAAGUACUUUAGGCCCAUAGCUAUACAUAACUAGAAAUACUAACAAAUAUCAGUUUUGUUAACUGUAAUCCCCCUGUAAUCAGCACUACUCAUUUCCCCAUUGCUUUUGCCUUUCAAGGCCUUUGCCUUUGCACUACCUUUUUUUUUUCAAGUGCACAAGAUACACGUCCGGCGACUUGUCACGUGACCGCCGGACAUGGCCGGACGGCUAGUAGUUUUUAUAAUUCCAAACGAAGUAUGAUUUAGUACAUCUUGUCUGGUCUUGUGGUAGAGUGGUUGCUUGACGAUAGGAAUGUUUGAGGAUCUAUACCGGGGAUAGGGUCGUUUUUUUUCUUCCCAUUUUAAUUAAAAUAUUUUGUAUAUAUUUAUAUUAUCAUGUUCCUCAGCAACAGUAGUUUCAUGAGAAGUUUUUAAAUAUUUUGUAGCAAUUGAAAUAAUUUAAAAUGAAAUCUUUAACUUUUAUUGGUUGCCACACUGGCCCCUAAUUUAUUUUAUGGAUUACUGGUACACAAAAAAUAACAAACUAAACAAAAAUGUUUACAAGCCACUUUCACUUAAGUUUCUUUUUCUAGUAUUUGCAUUCAAGAUACUCAGUACAUUACUUGGUAGAGAAAUAGAUUUUAAAAUUAACAAUAGUUUUGAAUUAUUCGCAGUCACGUGACAAGGCUGACCGACAAGAUAUCUCUCGCCACUUUGUUACGGCGGUCAUGUGACUUGGUCGCCGGACACAUAGUGCGGGAGAUAGACGUCCGGCGCGCCGGACGUGUAGACACUGCCUUUUUUUUUUUAUAUCAGAAAAUAAGAUAGACAUGAUAGACCAACGCCAACAUGCAAACAUAUCUCAUAUUAGUAGAUGUUGUAGAUAAGAAUUAAUAUUAAGUUUUAUUUUUUACCUAAACUUCAAUAGCUUUUUUUUGUGUAGACUAUUGCUUGAAAUUUAAAGAAGAAAAAAAUUACAAACCAAAUUUUUUUUUUUAAGGCGAAAAUAAAUGAAAAUUCUAUGGAAAAUGAAGAAUUCACUAUUGUAAAAUACAAAAAUACAGAUACAAAAUACCAAAAACACUUUUUAAUAAGUGUUAAGAAUAUUAUUUUGUUACUUUUAAAAUGCUUAAAGUAAAAGAAAUUCCAAUGUCAUGUAAAUGUAAUGCUUUUGCAUGUUAAUUGAUGUACAUAGCAUAUGUAAUAGGAGAAAAUAUGAUUAAAAGUUAAUAGGCAACACAUUGCUAUGACUUAUUCUAAAUGCUGCAAUGAUUUUGAGGUUCAAAGUUAAACUUUUUUGGCUCACUUCUAUGGGUAAUGGUUUAAGCCUUGAAUGUCUUUUUAUAUUUUAAGAUAAUAAAAUGCUUUUCAUGUAAGGUAGGUACCCCAAUACUGGAUUACGGCACUGUAAGGGAUUGAUGGUAUGUAGAUGUUAUGUAAUUUAUGUACAAUCUUAAAACAUACUUAUGUCUAACACAUGUAUUUGUUACUAAUUUAAUUAUUCAUCUUUGCGUAUUGCCCCAGAAUUUUAAUCUAAGUCUACACCGGUGCAGUCACAAGCGAGCAGUUGCCUCAACUAUGAAGCUCUAUGACCGAGACAUGUACUGGAAUGACAAGUGUUUGCCCGAUGAAGCGGUAUGCAGAACCCAUUUAAAUUCUUUUUGCUAAAUAAGGAUCUGCCAUAAAAAAUAGUCUUAAAGACAAGCUAAAAAAAUGUCAAUUUAAAAUUCGCUGAACCAUAAAAUUGUAUCUUUCCUUGAACAAGUUUUUUGUCUUUUUUGGGUACUUGUCGCGUGAAGGAAAAAAAAAAAUUAUGUUUAACCGUUUACAAGCCUUCCAUAUAUCACAGUUUAGGAGAGCGCUGCUUAACUCUUUCUCUCCGUAUCAACGCUUCCAUCGUCUAUUUGAAAUUAAGAUUUUGGCGUAUCGAUUGUCAAUGUAUAAAAACCUGUUUCUAUCCUAAGCAAUUGGUUUUUAAUCAUUUUAAAUCAAUUCUAGAAUGAUUUCCAUUGGAAAACAUUCGGUUUUUCUUUAUUUGAACAAGUUUUUACAUAGAACGAAGUGUUUGAAGCUGUUUUGAUUUUCCAUUUUAUUUUUGUUUUCAAACAUAAAAUCUUGACCUGACCCAUCUGGUAAUUGAUCUAAUAAAGGUUGAAAAUAUUACUCUGCUGAUGAUUUUAUGAUUUCAGAUGCAAAGGCUGAUUCUGAUGAAUCAUAUAAUUAUAAUCCUAGUAAUAGUAUUAAUAGUUCUAGUGACGAAAUAAUGAAACUGGUAAUUCAUCAGGUGAUGUACAACCAGCCCCACCCCCAGCUAAAGUGCACAUCCAUAUGGAUUGUUUUUUAGGCUUACCAUAGCUAAAACCAGAUGAAAAGGUAUAACAUAUUUAUGGUAAAUUUUCCAUUUACCAUAAUCAAUGUUAGUACAUACAAGGAUACAGUGCAAAAAUUUUCUAAUAGCAACAGAUUGUUUCCAGUGGAAAUAGUUUUUUUUUUAAAAUUCAGAAAUUUUUGUGUGGCGGUGACAAUGGAUAAUGCUCCGUUUUUUUUAUUUUUUAUUUUUUUUAAGUUGAUCUUUAUUAUUAGUGAUGCACAUACGAAUAUAGUUCAGAAAAAAACAUUUUUUUUACACUUUGGAUUAUAUAUUUCUCUUUGUGUGGCGUGGAAUGAGCGUUUUGUGAACAAUGGUGAAUUUUCUAUUUAAAAUGUUUAUUUUCCUUAAAUCAUAAUCACAUUUCUAUGUUAAAAUUUAAAUCCAAGUCUGGUUUGCUUGUAAAGGGCAUACAUUACCAUUUAAUUCCAUACCAAACUUACCAUUUUCUGAUGAAAAACAAAAAAGUUAUGAUGGUUUAGAGAUAGCAUAGUAGUGCCUAACUAAUAUGCAAAAAUAGAUAAUUCGUCAGAACACAGAAAUUAUUUCUGGAGAGAAAGAGUUAAGUCAAUUUAACACAUACUUUUUUUAUUUAAGAAAUUGAAACCCUAGCUAUUAUUCAUUGCUUUGUGCCUUCAAAACAACAGAAAUCACCAUUCACAAAGUUGUCCAUAUUCAAUACAACAAACCGUCAUUCACAAAGUUGUCCCCAUUCAAAACAAACAAACCACAUGAAACUGUUCAAACAUCACUAGUGAUAAACUUAAUUUAAGCUGGAACAUCUUAAUGAAUGUUUGUUGGCUUUUAAUGAACUAUACAGAAUAUAUUCUAACAAACCAGCAUUACUUUAUAUUUAUUUUGUAGACUAUUUAUAUUUGUUAUUUUUACAGAAAUUUGAAAAAGUCUUGAUUGCAAAUCGUGGAGAGAUUGCAUGUCGUAUAAUGAACACUUGUAAACGUCUGGGAAUUAAAACUGUGGCGGUACAUAGUGAAGCAGAUUCAUUAGCUGUAAGUACAGUUCUUUAUAUUAUAAUACAAAAUCAGGCAAAACUGCAGUGGAUAUCUACUAAUAGAAUAUUGUGGUUAAAGCUCUUUUUUUCAAAUCAGAAAUAUGAAAGUUAUGGAGGUAUAUUACAUCAUAAUCUCUGUUUACUGUUUAUAAAUAUUGUAAUCCACUAGAUGUUUUUGAGUUCUUAAAGAAGUGACUAUUCUAGCCUAAAAGGUCAGUGUUGUUUGACCUAUCAAAAUAUCAAAUCACCAAUAGGUCCAUACUCGGAUGGCAGAUGAAGCCAUCUGUAUUGGACCGGCUCCAACUAGUGAAAGUUACCUGAGGAUGGACAAAAUCUUGAGAGUCGUGCAGGAAACAGGAGCUCAGGCUGUGAGUGCUUUCUAAAAUUUGUAAAAACCUUUUCUGCGUUCCAAGUUUCUUCCAUAACAAGAUUUGUGUUUAUUUAAGCAUGCGACCUGGGGGGUAGUAGAUAUUUUAGUGUUCAUAACAAUGGGGAUUGACAAUGGAAGCAUCAAGGAAAGAAGAUUUUACGCUUUAAUAAUAAUUGUAACUAGCUUAAUUGAAUUACUAUGAAAUUUAACGUGGACAAAUUUUGAUGUUUUGCCAGGUACACCCUGGGUAUGGUUUUUUAUCAGAAAAUACAGUUUUUGCAGCUCGAUUAGUAAGUUAUUUUCGUUGGAUCUGUGUGUAAAUAUUGAAUUGUUUUGUGUGUAAAUAUUUAAUUCUUUUUUGUGUAAAUAUUUAAUUCUUUUGUGUGUAAAUACCAAAUAGUUAUGUUAUUUAUGGAGUUUUAAGUCUAUUCAAGUUAUUUAUGAUCAAGUUGACUUUUGAAGUUAUUUUAGUUAGACAAUCAGAUGUGUCAUAGUGAAUGGGUUGACGGAUGUGCCAUUGUGUAUGGUCAGGCAGUAAGAUUGCCAUUGUGUAUGGGUACAUGUAUGAGCAAGCAUCACCUUCUAUUAUUGAAUGAUCACCAAUGUUUUUAAAUGAAUUAUACGAUAUUCUUUAGUUCAGGUCCAAUUCUGGAGUACUUUUGUUUUAUUUUAGAAAGAGAUUGGAGUUUCUUUUGUUGGACCCAACAGCGAGGCCAUCCAUGCCAUGAAAGAUAAGAUUGAAAGCAAACGUAUAGCAGCGAAGGCGGGGGUCAACAUGAUUCCUGGCUAUGAUGGGGCAAUAAGAGACGCUGACCACUGUGUGGAACUGGCCAAUUCUAUUGGUACAUGACUUUUUUUUUUUUAGAUCCACUCUUUUAAAACAGCAAUAUUACCUAUUUUGUCUUAGACAAAUAAAAUUCUGAGUGUACACCAAUUUCUUAAUUUUCCACUGAGACCAAAGAUUCUCACACUUUGGGUAGUCAACAACAAGACCGUUUCUGGGGGGGUCUCAAGAUUUUUUUGGAGAUGAAUUUUAAAUCAUGGGCAACAAUAUUACAUUGAACUGUAAGGAAACAUAGUUUAAGGGAGUGCACUGUUAAAGUUUUAUCACAAGGGGGUCACAAGUCUACUAAAGUUUGAGAACGACUGCUUAGGGCUACCGACUGAAUGUUUUAAGUUUGAGAAGCACUGCUGCAUAUCACUGUUGUGAUUUGUAUGAGCAAUACAAAAAUUUGGUUGCUACGAACGAUCUCCUCUGUUGCAGGGUACCCUGUGAUGAUCAAGGCCUCUGCGGGUGGAGGUGGGAAGGGCAUGAGAAUAGCCCAUAGUGAUGAGGAAGCCAGGUCAGAAAUGCAGAUUUGUUUUCAUGUCUAUUAGUGUUAUUGUUGUUGUGUUCAAACCCCAUUUUUAACUUUUAACAUUUAACUGUUUGAAAUAAAGGCUUAAUUUUUUAAAAAAUUUAAAUAAUCUCUCCCCUGGGAGUCUAUAAAUAUAAGUGGCAAAAGUUUGAGUAUCGGUAUGUAAUAAAAACAAAUAUCAAUAAAUCAUGUCUUCUUUCUUGUAGGUCAGCUUUUCGUUUGUCCCAACAGGAAGCUAAAUCCAGCUUUGGAGAUGACUGAAUGCUGAUUGAAAAAUAUAUAGAACAUCCUCGACAUAUUGAGAUACAGGUGAGGUCGUUAUAAAAAUGAAAAACGGGUACUUUUAUUGAGAUACAGGUGAAGUUAUAAUAAAAAUAAAAAACAUGUCAAGUCAUUACAAAAUUAAUAUACAGGUAAAGUCAUUUCAAAGUUUAUAUAGAGGUAAAGUCCUUUUAUUGAUAUACAGGUUGUUAUGUAGCACACAUUCCCCGUGUGUGAACUUUGCUUGACCUAAAUUAGAUCCCUAGCAGAUGGUAGCGUUUGUUGUGGGCGUGGUUUAAAUUCUCUUUGAUGUAUCUUGUUUACAACCACUGCCAAUUACACAUUGGGUAGUAUGUCUCCUGGUAUCUUGUCGAAUCUUCUCGAUAACCCGAGAAAUGUAAACAACACGUCAUAAUUCUUUUCUGGAAGCGUCUUACGCUACAUGUAUAUAAGGGAUUGACAGAUACGGAGAGAUGGAGAUUCAGAUAGAUAUUUUUACCUUCACGAGAUGUUUAUCAUUCAUUGUGUGCUAUAUGUGUUUAUUCACAUUGAUCAUUCAUCAUUAUUCAUUGGCACAUUGCACUAAUUGUGUACCGGUACAAGAUCUACCAUACUGUAAGUUGAUAAUUUGUCAUGAUAUUUCUUUUGUUUUGUAAUUACAUUAUUACUUAAUAAAUCUUAUUGUAAUUAGCAACUGUUUUGGGUGUCCUAUCUUUAAUAUUGUUGACUCUAUGGUAUCCUCCUUUGUUAGGCACUGUUUACAACGAGCCAAUUAAAAUUAAAAUAAGAGGUUAAUUUCUCACAAUAAAAGACAGUGCGUAACAAGGUAAAGUCAUCAAUAUUGAGAUACAUGUAAAGUCAUUAUUAUAUUGAUAAAUAGGUAAAGUAAUAAUAUUGAAUAUAUUUAUUGCAUGUUUGUUACCUUGUGUUGUAGGUCUUGUGUGACAAACAUGGUAAUAGUCUGUGGCUCAAUGAGAGAGAAUGUUCCAUUCAACGAAGAAACCAAAAAGUUAUUGAGGAAGCCCCUAGGUACGUAUAGACCCUGGGUUUAGCCUGGACUGCAUCUUGUGUGACAAACAUGGUAAUAGUCUGUGGCUCAAUGAGAGAGAAUGUUCCAUUCAACGAAGAAACCAAAAAGUUAUUGAGGAAGCCCCUAGGUACGUAUAGACCCUGGGUUUAGCCUGGACUGCCCCGUUUUGGGAAAGGCAAAGUUCAACUGGAUGUCACAUUGUCUUGUUGAGAGCAAUGUCACAUUGUUUUGUGAUUUUAGAGCAAUGCCACGUUUUGUAAAUGAGUGAGAGAUAAUUGUAACAUUGUUUUGUGAUUAGUUGAGAGCAAUAUCAAAUUUUUUUGUGAUCGAUUGAGUGUAAUUGCAAAUAAUUCACUUUAUCUAUCAUUCAAUGGAUGAUCAUGUGGGUAGCUUGCCAGUUAUGUCAUCAUGAAUUCACUUUAUCUAUCAUCCAAUGGAUGAUCAUGUGGGUAGCUUGCCAGUUAUGUCAUCAUGAAUUCACUUUAUCUAUCGUCCAAUGGAUGAUCAUGUGGGUAGCUUGCCAGUUAUGUCAUCAUGAAUUCACUUUAUCUAUCAUCCAAUGGAUGAUCAUGUGGGUAGCUUGCCAGUUAUGUCAUCAUGAAUUCACUUUAUCUAUCAUCCAAUGGAUGAUCAUGUGGGUAGCUUGCCAGUUAUGUCAUCAUGAAUUCACUUUAUCUAUCAUCCAAUGGAUGAUCAUGUGGGUAGCUUGCCAGUUAUGUCAUCAUGAAUUCACUUUAUCUAUCAUCCAAUGGAUGAUCAUGUGGGUAGCUUGCCAGUUAUUUCAUCAUGAAUUCACUUUAUCUAUCAUCCAAUGGAUGAUCAUGUGGGUAGCUUGCCAGUUAUUUCAUCAUGAAUUCACUUUAUCUAUCAUCCAAUGGAUGAUCAUGUGGACAACAUUUCUCAGAAUAAAUGUAAAAAAUGAGAUUGUUAACAUUGCAGUAAAAAAAAUAAAAACCAAAAACCAUGGCGAUAUCUGUUUGUUUAUAAGCACCUCUGGUUUUAUUGGUCUGACAUGUUGAGACUGGGUGGAUGUUGUACGUUUCAAAAGUUGACAUAUUUAAACUGGGUGGAUUUUGUACGUUUCAAAAGUUGACAUAUUUAAACUGGGUGGAUGUUGUACGUUUCAAAAGUUGACAUAUUUAAACAGGGUGGAUUUUGUAUGUUCAAGUUCUGACCACUCUUGUGUUUCUAGUGUGUUUUUGGACUCUGCGACUCGUCAGGCAAUGGGUGAACAGGCUUGCAGACUUGCUCACGCAGUGGGCUACGACUCGGCAGGUAGGGGCAACAACUAUUAAAACUAUCAGCAAUGUGAUUACAAUUUUACAGCUGAACUUAAAUUAUAGUUAAAAUUUUAUAACAUUUUUUUAAAAUUAAUUCCAGGCACUGUAGAGUUUCUAGUGGACAAGAAUAAAAAUUUCUACUUUCUUGAGAUGAAUACCAGGCUGCAGGUGGAGCACCCUAUCACUGAGAUGAUCACAGGAGUUGACAUUGUCCACCAAAUGCUGAGAGUGGCUCAUGGCCACCCGCUUUUACACAAACAAUCUGACAUUCCCGUGGACGGUUGGGCCAUUGAAUGUCGAGUCUAUGCAGAGGUAAUGUCCCCACAGUUGGAGAUAGCUUGUCUUCUGUUACACUCAUAGUUUUAUAGUCCCUGGAGAUCAGAAUAACUUCUGUUAUGCUCAUAUUUGUAUAGUCCCUGAAGAUCAGCUUGACUUCUGUUAUGCUCAUAUUUGUACAGUCCCUGAAGUCUCUUGUGUAAUUUUAAAAAUUUGUCACUUUGAUGUUCGCUCUCCGCAGUAACUCAUUAUUCUAUAUCCCCUUUGAUUUUCUCGGCAUCUAGGAUCCCUAUAAAAGUUUUGGAAUGCCAUCUAUAGGAAGGCUGUCUCGUUAUGUAGAGCCAACCCAUCUGAGUAAUGUAAGUGGCCAUCAUUUUGAUCAUAAGCCUACAAUGAUAGAAGAUGCUUACCUUUGAUUUUCAUAGUUUUUUUUACAUAGCUUCAUCACAAUGCUCUAUAAGCUACCGUAACUUUUUAUAAACUCAAAGCUGUUUUGCUUUGAUCCCAGGAUACAUCUGGUCAUGUUCCAUCUGAAGCUAAUUAAACAUUACCAAAAAAGUUUUAGUUUUGUGAGGUUUGACAGAUGCAGAAGUAAAGUUAUAUUUGUCAUGAAGAGAUGUUAUUGUAUUUUGACAGACUCGUUGUGACAGUGGCAUCAUGGAGGGAAGUGAAAUCAGCAUUUACUACGAUCCUAUGAUCUGUAAACUUGUAACCUAUGGAAGGGACAGGCAGUCCGCCAUGGAUACCAUGAUAACUGCCCUUGACUCUUAUGUCAUCAAAGGUGGGUCACUGUGAUUGACAGAGGUGAAACAUUUAUAUUUCCUUUGACAAAAACCAAAGUGCUAAAUAAUGUACUUUACCAAGGAACGUUAGACUUGUUUCUUUAUAGAAGAAUUGGGGAAGCAGCAGGGUGUAUAUGUGACAACAGACCCUGACAUUAAGGAUUGUUAGCUGUGCGACACACUACACACCCGGACAUUCAGGAUUGUUAACUCUGCGACACACUACACACCCAGACAUUAAGUAUUGACGAGAUGACACAUUACACACCCUGACAUUAAAGAUUGUUGACUGUGUGAUACACUGCACACCCUGGAGUUAAGGAUUUUUUACUGUGACACGCUACACACCUUGUGACAUUAAGGAUUGUUGACUAGAUGACACACUACACAAGCAGCCAUUAAGGAUUUUUGACUGACACACUACACACCUUGACAUUAAGGAUUGUUGACUGUGUGACACACUACACACCUCGAUUGUUGACUUGUUUCAGGUGUAACACACAACAUACCAUUAUUGAGGGAUAUUCUCACUGAAGAAAGGUUUGUGAGGGGAGACAUCAGCACCAACUUCCUGCCGGAGGUUUUCCCUGAUGGCUUCAAAGGUUCGCUAUGUUGGAGCUGCUGCCCUUUCUUGUUUUGUUAUUAUAUUUAAAAUAAAAUUACAAAAGUAUCACUUUAGAUCAUAAACUCAGCUCAGAUAUAAACUGUCCACUCAGUCCCAGGUGUCAAUAUAUAAUUUACUUGACUUGUCAGUUUAGUAAAUAAUCUCAGCUCACAUAUAACUUGUCCACCCAGUCACAGAUGUAAAUAUAUUUAUACCUUCAUCGACAGGUAAACAGCUAAAUAUAAGACAAAGCCAGGAGCUGACAGCAUUAGCAUGUGCAGUCUACCUCAAGGAUCAGCAGAGGUCAAGGACAUUCAUCAACCAAAAGAGGUUAGAGUCAAGGGUCUUUCUUACGAGACAUUCUAUAAAACAAAGCAAAAAAACAUUUGAUAAUUUAUUUUAGCUUUGCUAUCAUAUUGUUUCAUACACUUGUGUGACUGAAUUAAACCGGCUCUAGACAUAAACAAACAUUGGACUGGCUCAAUAAAAAAAACAUGCGAUUCAAAUUUCACUGAUGUCAACUACUUUGUCUGUCCACCCCGCUUCCUCCCAGGAUUCCAUUAGUCGCCUCCUCCAAAAACACCUGGUCACUAAACACUCUGAUCAACAAGGUCCGCUUCCAUGCCCAGGUGACAAAGAUUCAAGAUGGCUACAAGGUAACUAUCAGGUGUUCAUAGAUUUGUGUGAAAAUGGAAAUUUUAACAUUUGUUUUAAAAUAAUUUGAGAUGAUCUCUCGUGUCCACCAACGAGGUUUUCAUAGAUGCAGAUAUGUUUUAUAAUGAUUUGAGAUGAUCUCUUAUGUCCACCAACCAGGUUGUCUUAGCGACAGAUUUGUUUUAUAAUUCGAGAUUAUUUCUUGUGUCCACCAACCAGGUUGUCAUAGCGGGAGAUGUUUUUGAAGUCAAGGGAAAUCUUUCAUUUACUUCUCCCUUGAUGGACCUCACACUGAAUGGGGAGCAGAGGCUACUGCAGGUGAGUCAGUCAUCUCUCUAUGCUACUGUCAGAGGCUACUGCAGGUGAGUCAGUCAUCUCUCUAUCCUAGACUGUCGGAUGUUGCUUCAGAUGAGUCCAUUAUUGCUCUGAUCUAUCAGAAAAUGGUCAACAGCUCAUGAAAUACAUCAGCCAAUGAUAACUUCUCUUCAUUAAAUAAAGAAAGAAGAUAAACAUAUUCAUAGCUUUUUAUACAAAAGAGUGAGAAUAGCAGUAAACUUAAGAAGUUGCGUGGAUGGUUGCUAAUACUGCGAAGUGCAGAAUGUUACAGAGUAGGCAGGUGCUUACCGGAACUUAGGAGUAUGCUUAACCCUUUAACUGUCAAGUGCAUUUUUUCUGUGGGGUCAAGCCAUUUUUAGCCUUUUCAAUUGCUUUACAAAAAUAACAGAAUCACAUACUGAAUGAAUUCAGAGGCCCUUACAGGUGUGCAUUUUCUGAAAGUACAUUGGACAAGGUAUUUUAUUAAGGCAUGAAAAGAAUUUGUUUUUUUAUACAAAGAGAGUAAAAUUUUAUAACUCAACUUAUGCAUUCAAUCCAUAAUUUUUUCAAUCAAAGUUUUUAAGAUACUAGAAGCAAUAUUCUUUUAGAAAAGUUAUAAAAUGUAAAGUUCUAUGUACUUGUAUUGUAAUAUUGGUGAAUUUUUUUUCACUUCCUUCAAAUUUGUGUCAUAAAAAAAAAUACAAAAUUAGUUCUAAAAUUCUUACAACCAUUUUUUUAAUAAUUAAUACUCCAGAACAUAACGCAAACGUCAGUUUCUUUGAAUCACUUUAGAAUAGGUAUUUGGGAUUCAAUUUUUGUCUUUUCUCUUCGAUUUUCACCCAUUCCCAAAUGAAUAUGUCUGUAACAAUAUAACUAAGCUUAGGGCUAAAUUUGUUAAUAUAUGACUCGUACGACAUUACCGCUUAAGUUUAUAUUGUUAUUGCUAACACGUCGCAUAUCUCUGUAAUCAUUGCUAUCAUUUUAAUCCAUUUGAAAUAAAUCCAAUGUAGUCUUAUGUUGAUUUUGAAAUCUAGAGUGGGACCCUCUCCAGCAACAAGCAAAUAGAAAUAUAAAUAGGGAUUAAAACUAUUUAUAUAGAGUGAUUUCUCCUUAACCAGCAAACAUUACAUCAUUAGCAUUUUUAAUGACUAUUUUGUCAACAGCCGAUUAUAUCAGAAAGGCAUUAUGACAGGCACAGGGUUUACAGCAUCUUAGGCAGAAAAUUGUUCAAAUAGAUACUACAUAGUUUUCUUUGAGACGCCAAUUAUUUAAAUUAUUAUUGUUGACCAUUAUUUCAUCAUUGGUUGCUUUCAUCUUAAAGUUGGCUGUUUUAUUAAAUGAUUAAUUGUUCUUAUUUAAAUUUAAUGGAUGAUUAUUCUUAUUUUAUGGAGGAGUUCACUUGUUUAUUUGAAGGACUUGUUCAUGAAUUUGUAUUUCUUAUUUGGCAGAUCAACCAAAGACAUGGAGGUGGUAAAUACGAUCUACGUUUCCAUGGGACAGUGGUUAGUUUCAGUUAUCACAGUGACUGUUGUAAUAUUAAAUUAUUUAGUCAAUGCAUGGUUCUACUAUAAUGGUGAGAAAAUUCAAAGUUUGACCUCAAUAUAUAUAUAUAUAUAGACCUGGUCAUUUAAUGAUUUUGGAAUACAAUUAUUCGAUGUCUUAUACGAUUUUACAACAAGACCUGUCAGAACUACGAUUUAAAAAGACUGAGUUAAUCAAAAUAUAUUUCGAUAAUUUUUAUAAUAAAGUAAAAUAAAAAUUAAAAAAAAGAGAACAUUUUAGGUUGUUAGUUUUUCCUCUUUAAUGCAUCCAGGGAAUGAACCAUGAAAUAUGAUUGGUUGGGACCAUCCAUAAUUUUAUUAUAUUAGGUACACAAUGAGGUGGGAAGGGGGAUGGAGUUGACUUAAGAUUGUUCUGGUGUGCAUGGGAGGUUGUGUCUAAAUAUUUGUAAAGGCCAUAAAUUAGUGUAGUGGCCCUAGAGACAAAUUUAGUCAAAAUUUGUUUUUUUUUUUGCUUAGUUGCUGCAUGGGGUAUAUUUGUGACAUAAUUACUUCAUUCUAAGGCUGGACUGCGGCGAUUGUGAAAAUGGAGAAAACUAUGUAUUUUUUAAAAAAAUGCAUUCUCAACUGCUCAGCACACUUGCCCUAGAUUUGUAAAUUUUUAAAAAUAUCUGGUAACAGGCAUUUGUAAUCUAAAUUUUAGAAGUCUCUAACCAGCUGUACAAUUUUAAAACCACAGUUUGGUUGCAGCGCUCAUCUUCCUUACUUCCAAUAGAGCUUGUGGUAGUAAUUAGUCUAUAAUGUUAAUGGAAAAUGCAAUCUGGCUGCUAGACUGAAUGCAGGGGUGGCCACCUGUGGUCCUUAAAUAUCGUGGCCCUCUGAGUUUAUCUCAAAUGAACUUUUUUCUUUAUUCAAUUAGCAAUUAUUUUCAUUUUUUGCACAAUCGCACAUUUGAAUUAUAAAUAUAUCACUUUUUUGUGACGCAACAAGCCAUUGCAGUGUACCGGCCCUUUUUUGGACAGAUUUGAAAAUGGAUUGAAAUAAUCUUAAAUAUGCAAUGUAGUAACUGCUGAUACUAAAAUUAAAGGAUUUUGAAAAAGUAAAAUAGAUGAUUUUCCACAAACAUUUCUUGAAGUUAAUAUGAUGCAAAAUUAUAUUCAGGUAUACACCAAAGUGUAUCAUGCAUUAUGAAUUAGCAAAUUUUUUUGGGGAAGUGGGCACUGGCAAGUGAUAUUAAUUUUUAGACAUGGGAUGCAAAUUAAAUAGUAUUCUAUGAAAUAUUAUACUGUAUAUUUACUAUUACGAUAAGUAUUGUACAAUUUUGAGAUGGUAAAGAACUAUUCUGAAACAAUUUUGUACUAUUUUGGGAGUUUCAUGUCUGUAUUUAGCACCUUUGAAAUGGCUUCAAGUUUUGAUAAUUUUGAUUUUUAUUUCAAAGAAUUGAUAAAUGCAGCUAGUAAAAUAAGAGUUCUUAUGAAUACAGAAUAGUCGGUAAUAGUCAGCAAUAGUUUAAACUUCAAUUGAAUUGCCCCCCAGUAUCCUGUGAAAGUGUUGGAUGAUCUGGCCUUUGAGUUGAGUCAGUACAUGCUGGAGAAGAAAGUAGUGGACACCAGCACAUUGGUCAUGGCCCCUAUGCCAGGCAUGCUGAGAGGAGUCAAUGUGGCUGCUGGCGACAUGGUCAGUAUGUGUACAUAUUUAUAUACACAUUAUGUUCAUCAUAUCUGUCAUAUACUGAAUGUAUAUAUAUAUUAAUACGCAUAAUAUCUUCAGUACUAUAGACUCAGAAUUUGUCACUAUUUAAAAACAUACAAAAAUACAUACAAUUCAUGUAAAAUAUUUUUGACUAGAGUAAGUGGAAUACAGUCAAGUCAAUCUUGUACUUGCAUUUUCUUGUAGUACUGUGAUUUAUUAUAUUGUAACAAGUGAAUCUCAACAUUUUAUAAUUGGAAAUCUGUAUUUAUCCCUUGGUUGUAGAAUGAAAUUCUGUUUGUAUUUAGGUGGCUGAACACCAAGAAGUCUGUGUCCUCGAAGCAAUGAAGAUGCAGAAUAGUUUGGUCAGUGCCAAGGUUGGAAAGGUCAGUGUCCUCAUCAUAGCUGAGUGACAAUUGACAGACAAGAAAGUUGAUGCAAUGUCAAGGAUUUCAGUUGAAUCAGUUCCCAUAGGAAUUGAUCAUAAUUAAUGGCCAACCAGUUAUCUGAUUUCAUUCUUAUUGCAAUAGAUGUUAAGCUCUUGAAUAAGUCAAAGAAUCAAUUUGUAAGGUCCGCUGACUAGUUAUCUGGGCCAAUUCUUAUUGCACUUGGUGUGAAGUUCUUGAAUAAGUCAAAGAAUCGAUUUGUAAGGUCAGCUAACCAGUUAUCUGAGCCGAUUCUCAUUGCACCAGGUGUAAGACUCUUGAAUAAGUUAAAUAAUCAAUUCGUACAGUCAAUUUCAACUUACAAUGUGCUCUGUUUUGUAGGUGAAGAAAGUUUACUUCAAGACAGGGGAAACUGUGAAUGAAGGAGACAUCAUUGUGGAGUUGGAAUAAAAACAUGUUGUGGAGCAGAUGUGGCAGUGCAUUUGAUAUAAAUAGCUGUGUGCAGUUGUGGGACAGACUGACCUUGUUAGGAAAAGGGUCUAGUAGUAGUUGCUGCCUGAAGAAUGCCAUCAACUCGGUAAGGAAAAACCUCAAAUAGUUGAACUAAAGAUGUCUGCUUGAAAUAUCAGGGAAUAUCGAUUUGAAGUCUGCUUGUAAUUUGUAAUAUCAGGGAAUAUCUAUCUGAAGUCUGCUUGUAUAACAGGUAAUAUCUGACAUCUGCUUGUAAUAUCGGGUAAUAUCUGACAUCUGCUUGUAAUAUCAGGGAACACCUGACGUUUGCUAGUAAUAUCAGGGAACUGACAUGAGCUCAGAUUAUGACUGAAUAAUUAGCUUCUGAAAUUUGUCUAAUUUGCUUAAGCAGGGCAACAUAUAAAUGUAGACAUACAAUUUCUAUUUAUUUUUGUUUCAAACUUUUGUCAAUGGUCACAAAAUGGUAAUUUAUCCCAGUUAAAGAGGCUGUUAAUUUUUUAUUUUACUAUUUUGCUUUGAAGAAAAAACUUUAAAAAAAUUUCAGUUUGUUAUUGUAUAAAAAAAAUUCAUGAUGGAAUUUUCGUGUAUAUUUUAAGUUUAAAAAAAAUCUGUCCAAGUAAAAAUAAGGAUGGGUUUUUCUAACCAAUUAGAACUGUAGUUUCUAUCAGACUACUUUAUGGUGUUCAGGGUAGUGAGUAAUUCAUGCCUGCUUACCAUCAUCCUUAUUUCGGAUCAUUAGCCUUUUCACAAAAUGCAUAUUUACUUUUAAAUAGAGGGGAAAAGUAGGAAAUAUGUACACAAAAUUUGUUGACAACCGGCUCCACACUGAAUAUCUUCAUGUGUUGUUGAGCUGGCUCCACACUGAAUAUGUACACAUGUUGUUGAACUGGUAAGAAGUUUUUUUUUUUUAAUGGAAAGCCUUUAAUGUAUCAAAAUAAUUUGUAUGACAAAUUCUUCAUGUAUUUUGAUGAAUGUUUUGAGAUCUAAAAGGCUUGCACUGUUGGGGUGGUUGUUAAUUGCUCUAUUACCCGGUACUAAAUAUAAAUAACCAUUUUGAGCGUACUGUUGUAUAUAUAAUAUAGAAAACACAUACAUAUCUUUGGGUAAUAAAUAUACAUUUUGAAAUUCUUUAAAUUAAAUUAACGGUUGCCAUAAAUGAGGUAAAAGAUAUUACCGACAAAGAGAUUUGUAAUUUAAUAUUUUACUGUAGAUUUAUUUAAUGAAUGAAAUAUUAAUGUUAGUGAGAUAUGUAAUUGUAAUUUGAUAAAAUUGUUGAAGUGUGAUUUGUCUUUGUAAUGUAAUAAAAUUGUUGAUUUGCUUACUUGUAUUCAAGAAA